AUGAAGGAACAAGAAGAAGACCAAGAAGCAGAUAAAAAUCCUAACAAUAAACAAAACCAAACCAACAAAUCAAACAGAAAUCAACAAAUGCAUCAUUAAAGAUUUCUUCAGAAGCUUCCUUUCAAGCAUCAAGGAGGCAACUCAACUAUUUUUGUUUACCGUUCUUCUCAAGGCGAGCUCUAUAUUUUCAAGGCAGCUCAAUCUGAUAGAUCUGACAGGGUUAAGUGUUUGUCUAAUGAAUUCAGAGUUCUUUAGGAUAUCGGUUAGCACUCAGCUAACGUGAAUGGCAACCAGCAAAAUAACAAUGGUGCUCAGUAGCAAUAGGACAAUUAGAAUGGAAACAAUAACCAUUCGAAUUUAUCUGAUGGAUAAACUAAUAUUGAAAAUGCUGCUUUGAAUUAAGGCAACUAAUAAUUUUAAUAGCAACAAAUUUUAGAGGAAGAAAACAUUGAUUAUCACCCUCAUAUUGUAAAGACUUAUGGAUAUCGCACUAACUUUCAUCAUGAAAAUAUAUUUUAUCACGUUUUGAUCCUUGAAUUCUGUCCUAAUGGUUCACUAAACAACGCUUUAGAUUCUAUGAAGGAAAUUUUUAAUCCUUUCUCAUGUGAUUAAUCUUUUUAAACUUUUGCUUUAGGCCCUUCAUCCGCUACUAAUUAAGUUCAAAAAUUGAUAAAUCAGUAUUGCAAAUACACCAGUCAGUCGCCUCAACCAAAAGAUAUUUAGCAACCUCAUUGUCAUUAAAAUCAUUACUAAAAUUUGACUCAAAGCAUACCAUAAGGUGUGUUUACUACAUUGAAUUUAUAGAUCCACAUUUAGGUGGUUCGUAAUUUAAUUAAAUAGCUCGUAUCAGCUAUUUCAUUCAUUCACUCAAGAGGAUAUUAUCACGGAGAUAUCAAAUUAGCUAAUAUUCUUUUAGAUAACGAAUUUAAUUUAAAAUUGGCUGAUUUUGGUACCACAUCUAAAAAUCAAAGUGCUCCAACUUCUGCUAAUAAAAGCAAUGCUCAAAGAGGCCUCUUGAAUAGUGGAGGUUGUAAAAUGCCAUAACCACAUAUCGCUCCAGAAGCUCAAAGAGAGGGCAAAUAUCAGAAAUAUGACGGUUAAAAAGCAGAUAUCUUUUCUUUGGGAGUUGUUUUAUUCUGUCUUGUAUUUAAUUAGUACCCGUUUAAUACUGCAGGAGCCUAAUCCUUUUAAAUGUCACAAUUUUCGCUCAAAAACGCAUGGAACUAAGUCUAGUGUAAAAUCAAUUAUUUGAUUAAUUAGCAUCCUUCUGAAGAUAUCCUCAAUCUCAUAGAUUUGCUCACUCAGAUGCUUGACGAAAACCCAUCAAAAAGACCUACAAUUUUUGAAGUUGAGGAAUCUAGCUGGAUGAAUUCAACUGAAGUGAUAUCGAUUCCAGAUGCGAUCAAGAAGGUUCAAGUUGCUUAGAAAUAAGAAAGUUAGAGAAUAUUAGAAGAACUCCAAAAUAAGCAAAAGCAGUAAAUAAAUUAAAAAACAAAUGCUCCAAAUAUCUCCUCUUAGUGCUAGAGUAAAACCGAUGACAGGAUUGAAAACGAAGAAGAAAAGCUUAACUCCUAAAACAGUAAUUCCGCUUAGAGUCAUAAAGAUAUACUAUCGAAAGAGCAUUAUCACAUUAGACUCUAAGAAGCGAAAGAGAGGUAAGAAAAGGAAAACUUGCACACUCAGCCCUAUUUAAAAGUCCAAGAAAAAGAAACAGCUUUGUCACUUCAAGAAAACUCUUCACUUUAAAAUUCAGGUGAGGCUGUGGAUUGA
Messenger RNA from Tetrahymena thermophila SB210, 1770 nucleotides. Its product is annotated as kinase domain protein. Gene Ontology annotation, molecular function: protein kinase activity; ATP binding. Gene Ontology annotation, biological process: protein phosphorylation. Lineage: Eukaryota; Ciliophora; Oligohymenophorea; Hymenostomatida; Tetrahymenidae. The record is from RefSeq and is a predicted model, not a curated record. The transcript has a single exon.